Gossypium raimondii (Peruvian cotton) is the source of this 3997-nucleotide messenger RNA. Its product is annotated as histidine kinase 1. Gene Ontology annotation, biological process: phosphorylation; phosphorelay signal transduction system. NCBI's taxonomy places the organism in Eukaryota, Viridiplantae, Streptophyta, Magnoliopsida, Malvales, Malvaceae. The record is from RefSeq and is a predicted model, not a curated record. The transcript has 13 exons. The coding region runs from base 44 to 3739 and encodes 1231 amino acids. Gene Ontology annotation, molecular function: phosphorelay sensor kinase activity.
UAAGAUCUUGCUGUGUAUGUGCAUAAAACUCCAUGAAAAAUAAAUGACAGAAAAACCAUUUGAAAGCAGUAGUAGUUCUGAAAGUUCACCGAUUCUUUUAGCUUCAUCAAUGGACACUACUCCAUUGAGGAAACUAUUACAUGGGAUUUCAGAGUUUGUUGUUUCUUCUUCAACGUGUGGGAAAAAAGCAGCCGCCACACGUGGUCGUAGGAUUGUACAUAGGGAUGUUGAAAGGGAAGAGUUUCAGUACGGUGGUGGUGGUGGUAGUGGUGGCGGCGGCGGCGGUGGUCAUUGCUUAUCGUCUUAUUACAGUGUUUUUGUUGCUCGGCUUGCUAUCAUGGUGAUGCUAGCUAUUUUGAUUGGGCUGCUAACAGUUCUAACCUGGCAUUUCACAAAGGUUUACACAACAAAAUCAUUAAACACAUUGGCAUUUGGUCUUCGUUAUGAGCUUCUUCAAAGACCAAUCUUAAGGAUGUGGAACAUCUUGAAUUCGACCUCGGAAAUUACUACAGCUCAAGUCAAGUUGUCUGAAUAUGUAAUUAGGCGCUACAGUAAACCCACCAACCAGGCAGAACAAGUUGAGCAGCUGUAUGAAAUGAUGAAAGACAUAACAUGGGCACUAUUUGCAAGCCGUAAAGCUCUAAAUGCCAUAACCAUAAACUACAAAAAUGGAUUUGUACAAGCAUUCCAUAGGGACCAUAGAAGCAACAACACAUUCUACAUCUAUUCCGAUCUCGCAAACUAUUCAAUCAGCUCCACCGAAUCGUACCAUAACGAGAUGUUAUCGUCCCGAAAAGGCUGGAACGAUCAAUUCAUCCACGGCAAUGUCUCGGCGAUAUGGUACCGCCAACCGCUCGAUCCUGUGACGGGUGAAAAGAAAGGAAAGCCUUCACAAAUCCCACCGGAUGAUCUUAUCAACAUAGCAGGCCCGUCUCAAGUGCCUGAUGGGGUAGCUUCAUGGCAUGUCUCGGUUAGUAAAUACACCGAUUCACCGUUGCUUUCGGCUGCUUUGCCGGUUUGGGACGCUACGAAUACGAGUAUCAUGGCUGUUGUCGGUGUUACGACCGCUCUUUUUAGUGUAGGACAGUUGAUGAAAGAACUGGUUGAAGUGCAUAGUGGGUAUAUAUAUUUGACUUCACAACAAGGUUACUUGUUAGCGACAUCAACUAAUGCUCCUUUGUUAAAAAACACGACGAAAGGGCCGAAACUAAUGAUGGCCGUCGACUCCGAGGAUCGUGUGAUACGAAUGGGAGCUCAAUGGUUGCAAGAAGCUUAUGGCAAUAAGUUCCCACCUGGCCAUGUGGUUCAUGUUGAAAAAGCUAACCUUGGGGGUCAACAUUAUUACAUUGAUUCAUUUUUUCUCAACUUAACAAGGUUACCUAUAGUCGGGGUUAUUAUAAUUCCGAGAAAGUAUAUAAUGGGGAAAGUUGAUGAAAGGGCUUUGAAAACAUUGGUUAUAUUGAUAUCAGCAUCUGUAUGUAUCUUAGUUAUUGGAUGUGUUUGCAUUUUGAUACUUACGAAUGGAGUUUCCAAAGAAAUGAAACUCCGAGCUGAGUUAAUAAGUCAUCUCGAUGCAAGAAGAAGAGCUGAAGCUUCGAGUAAUUACAAAAGCCAAUUCCUCGCGAACAUGAGUCAUGAAUUAAGAACACCUAUGGCUGCUGUUAUCGGAUUGUUGGACAUUCUUAUCUGCGAUGAUUGCCUUACGAACGAGCAAUACGCAAUGGUUACUCAGAUUCGUAAAUGCUCAACGGCUUUACUCCGGCUUCUUAACAACAUAUUGGAUCUAAGCAAGGUUGAAUCGGGAAAAUUGGUGUUGGAAGAAGCUGAGUUCGAUUUGGGACGGGAACUCGAAGGACUUGUUGAUAUGUUCUCUGUACAAUGCAUUAACCAUAAUGUGGAAACAGUUCUGGAUCUCUCUGAUGAUAUUCCGAAAGUAGUUCGAGGAGAUUCGGCUAGAGUUGUUCAAGUUUUCGCUAACUUAAUAAGCAAUUCCAUCAAGUUCACAACAUCGGGACAUAUCGUACUCCGCGGAUGGUGUGAGAACCCGAAUGUGUGUAGUGAUUCCGGGAAGUUUUCUCCUGAUCAGAAGAAACCGUUGUCUGCAUUAAAGACAAAGUUGAAACAACACGGAAACCAUACGAAGAAGGCUGGCAAGAAAGACAACAAAAUGAUUCUUUGGUUCGAAGUCGAUGACACGGGCUGUGGAAUUGACCGGAGCAAAUGGGAAUCGGUGUUCGAGAGCUUUGAGCAAGCUGAUCCUUCAACAACUCGAACGCAUGGUGGCACCGGUCUCGGACUGUGCAUCGUGAGAACCUUGGUUAACAAAAUGGGAGGAGAAAUCAAGGUUGUUAAAAAGAACGGUCCUGGAACUCUAAUGAGACUAUUUUUGCUCCUUAGUACCCCUGCAGAUGGCGUAGAACAACAAGGACGAAUUGAUGUCUCGAAGCACAGUGUAGCUGUAAUCCUUGCAUUACAUGGUAGCAUAGGUAGAUUGACAAUGUCGAAAUGGCUAUCGAAAAACGGAGUCCCGACAUUGGAAGCAUCGGAAUGGAAUGAACUAACACAAAUCCUCCAUGAACUAUUCCAUGCCCGAACUCUUGAUUCUGGUUUCGACACUCAUUAUUCACUGGCUGAACCUGUGAGGUCCAAAGUACAAAGCUUACAAGACAUGAAGAACCCGGUUUACAUCAUAGUUGUCGAUCUCGGGUUGCUCGAUUUGAGCACCAACAUAUGGAAAGAACAGCUUAAUUUCCUCGAUAAAUUCUCCGGCCUUGUGAAAUUCGCAUGGAUGCUGAAUCACGAUACAUCCAAUGCUAUAAAGAUGGAACUCCGUAGGAAAGGACAUAUAUUGAUGGUUAAUAAGCCAUUAUAUAAGGCCAAAAUGCUACAUAUUUUGGAAGCUGUCAUAAAAGAAAGCUAUGUUGAGCCUCAAAACCGAAGUCCGAAUGGAACGAAAGGUACAUCUAAAGAAGGUGAUUCUCACGAAUGUCUUGAAAUCGAUUCAACUCAGUUCGAGACAUGCAGCUCUGAUGAUUCCGAUGAAACAGCUGGUGUUAGCUCUGUAAGUUCGGUCCAUAUCAGAGAGGAAUCGAGAGAAGGAACCAUACUAAAAUCCAGUCCAUCGACACUUAGGAACUGCCUAGUCGAGUUCACGCGAUUAGGCUUAGAUCAAUGCCAUACCAGAUCAAAGUUGCAAAAUACCGAAGACAUCAAACCCGAAAAUCCCGAUUCCCCAGAACAACCUUCGGUAAGAAGCAAUGCUAAAGACAGAAUAACAAACGAACCCAAAUCUCUCCAAGGUUUACGGAUACUCCUAGCAGAAGACACACCAGUUCUCCAAAGAGUAGCAACCAUCAUGCUCGAAAAAAUGGGAGCUGUAGUAAUCGCGGUAGGAGAUGGAGUACAAGCGGUCGAAGCCCUCAAUUCCGUGCUCGAUAAUGACAACGAACAUAGAAACGACCAAGUGGAAUCAGAGAUAUGUGAUUCUCCACCAUAUGAUUUGAUCUUAAUGGAUUGCCAAAUGCCAAUGAUGGACGGAUACGAAGCGACAAAAGCGAUAAGAAAAUCGGAAGAAAGAACGGGUUGGCAUAUUCCAAUCGUUGCUUUGACGGCUCAUGCUAUGUCAUCAGAUAAAGAAAAAUGCUUGAAAGUAGGCAUGGAUGCUUAUUUAACAAAGCCAAUUGAUUACAAGUUGAUGGUGUCCACCAUCCUUUCACUUACUAAACAGUCAUCACCUUGAAUGUUUAUGCAUGCCAUGGCAGUUUCUUGGGGAAAAAGAAAACACAACAAUAACAAGAAGCUUUAAUACUGUCUGCUAUACAUAGGAUUACAACCAGUUUUGUUGUUUCAAAUCUUCAGUUUGGAACUGGUUUUAUUUUUAUUUUUUAUUUUUAAUUUAUAGUCUAACUUUCGGCUUAGUUUGUUCUUAGUUAAUGUGAUAACUGUAUAUAUUAAACCCCAAAGGCUAAUAAGAAUAAUAUGAUUAUUUUGGGUUGAA